CAGACGCUGUGACCGAGAUUUCUAGUAAGUCCAGUUGUGAAGUUGCUGGCGUCCACGGGAAAGCGUCUCUCGCCAUCUCUCGCAUCUGAGGUCUGUCGCCAGACACCGCAGCUCUGAGGGUGACGGUGACGUUGAGAGGUGUCUGCCGAGUUCGGUUUCGGAUUGGUGUGUUUGGUUUGCUUUGAAAGAGCAGGACAACCCUUUGGGAUUACUCUGUGUUGGGAAUCGGAGACGGAUGUGUAGUUGGGCUUAGAGACGGGAUUUUUGUCAAGAUUGUGGGAGAGGUGGCGGUGGUAGAGAUGGCGUUUGUCGCAGAAUCUUCGAGCUUGGUCCGGAGCUUAUCCAGAAGCUUGUCCGAAGAUGUGCAGCUGAGUAAGGCAACCACCUCCCAGAGCGUAGCUAAGGGGGUUUGUGUUGGUGGCAAGGUGCGAGCAGUGAGAAUUCAGAGUAAGAGGAUAAGAGCUGCACGAGAUGUCGGCGUGGGAUGUGCUGGCGGUGAAUUUGCAGGGGGCAGCAAUGUUGCGGCUGGGUUCUCGAGGGUUACUGAUGCUGCUCGGAGUUGGAGUGCGAGCAUGGGCGGUGCAUUGUCACCCUCUAAUUCAGUUGGCCGAAACCUCGUCACGGGGAGAGGCGAAAAUGUGAGGGUGUCAGCGGUGCGAACAGCGGUGGAAGAGGAGGUUCCCCUGUUUAUGCUCGAGGAGGCGUUUGAGAAGGAUUACAUUCCAGAGGGAAAAUCCGGUGCAGAGAGCGAUGGGGCGAAAGAGGUGAAGCAGAAAAAGAAGGACAAGUCGGGUGCAUCGACCGUGCAAUCGGGGGUGAAGCUUGAGAACAUAAGUAAAACUUUUAAGGGCAGUAUGGUAUUGAAGGACGUGUCGUGGGAAGUCAAGAGAGGUGAGAGAGUAGGGCUUGUGGGUAUCAAUGGAGCCGGGAAGACGACGCAGCUCAACAUAAUCGCGGGCAAGGAGGAGCCUGACUCGGGGAAUGUUGUGAAAGCUAGGGAGAAUAUGAAAAUUGCCUUUUUGAGCCAGGAGUUCGAGGUGGUGGGAUCUCGCACUCUACGAGAGGAAUUCAUGAGCACCUUUUCAAGUGAGAUGGAAAUUUCGGCAAGGAUGGAAAAAGUGCAGGUAGCGCUCGAGAACGCGACCGAUGAUAUGGAUCUUAUGGCGAAGCUCUUGGAUGAACUGGACACCUUGCAGCAGAAGGCCGAGGCGUCUGAUCUUUACAGCAUCGAUGUAAGCAUCAACAAGAUGAUGCCAGAGCUAGGCUUUACUGCCGAUGACGCGGACCGAUUGGUGGCUUCCUUCAGUGGAGGCUGGCAAAUGCGUGUAGCACUCGGCAAGAUUUUACUGCAGGAGCCGGACCUGUUGUUGUUGGAUGAGCCUACAAAUCACUUGGACUUGGACAGUAUCGAGUGGCUGGAAAGAUACUUGAAGGAUCAAGAUGUGCCCAUGGUGAUUGUGUCCCACGACAGGGCCUUCCUCGACCAGCUAUGCACUAAGAUUGUGGAGACCGACAUGGGCGUGGCACAGACUUUCCCUGGAAAUUACAGUGAAUAUGUGUUGGCUAAGGCGGCGUGGGUAGAAGCUCAGCGCAUGGCAUGGGAGAAGCAGCAGAAGGAAAUUUCGCGAACUGAGGAGAUGAUUCAGCGGCUCAGCAGUGGAGCUAAUUCUGGUCGUGCAGCAUCUGCCGCUAAGCAAUUGGAAAAGAUGGAAUCUGAAGGGCAGAUAGUGGAGAAACCAUUUGAACGCAAGCCUCUCAAGUUCCGUUUUCCAGAGCUGGAACGAAGCGGCAGAACUGUUGUCCAGAUCAAGAAUUUGGGAUUUCGUUAUGACGACAAGGUCCUGUUUGAUAACGCACAGCUCACUGUGGAGCGAGGCGAGAAACUGGCAGUAAUUGGUCCCAAUGGGUGCGGCAAGAGCACGCUAUUGCGGAUGUUGAUGAACAUGCAAGAGGCAUCUUCUGGGGACAUAUCUUUUGGUGAAUAUAGAGUAGUACCUAACUACUUCGAACAAAACCAAGCAGAGGCUCUGGACCUGAACAAGACUGUUCUGCAAACCGUCGAAGAAGCUGCAGAGGACUGGCGCAUGAAUGACAUUAAAGCUCUCCUUGGGCGUUGCAACUUCAAAGCCGAAAUGCUGGACCGGAAGGUUGCUUUCCUAAGCGGGGGAGAGAAGGCGCGGCUAUCGUUGUGCAAGUUCAUGGUCACACCUUCAACUGUCCUAGUACUGGACGAGCCCACAAAUCAUCUGGAUAUUCCUUCAAAGGAAAUGCUUGAGGAAGCAUUGAGGGAGUAUAAGGGUACAGUCAUCGCAGUUUCUCACGACCGGUACUUCUUGAGGCAGAUAGUGAACCGUGUGGUGGAAGUGACCGAUAACAAGCUCAGAGACUACAGUGGCGAUUACAACUAUUACUUGGAGCAAAACUUGGAAGCCCGACAGAGGGAGCUAGACCGUGAGGAGGAGCUUGAAAUGAAGGGUCCAACAGUGAAGGCCAAGUCCAAGAUGUCCAAGGCCGAGAAGGAGCUACAGAAGAAGCAGAAGGCAAAAGCCUUCUCCCAGAGCAAAGCGAAAGGCAAGGUGACCAAGAAUGCGAAGAGAUGGAACUGAGGCGUUAGGCAUCCUUUGUAAGUCAUCGACUCCGAACAUGAAUCAAUUUGUUGACAUGAUCUUUCACCUUGAAGUACAGCGCGCAAGGAAAAUCUUGGUGACAGAAGACACCGAAUGGCAGCUCUACACCGCGGACAGGAAAUUCAUUGCUGGUGAUUCUCACAAGCGCAUUUGUUCAUGAUUUUGUAUCGUUUCGAGAAACUGAUAGCCAGUUCAACCGCCGGAGCUUCUUCCUGUAAAUUUAUUAGGGUACAUACACAUUUAGUUGCCUCUUUCGCACUCUUGUCUUCGCUGUUUGCAUGAGUGAUUGCUCUGAACCGACCAAUCCGACUGGGUAGUAUGUGUAUUUUAAGUGUUCAGCUUUCAUGUACUGGUCCGGCACUUAGUAAUCAAGAUGGAUUAUUUAUGAGUGCAGUCAUAUUGCUAUGUACAGCUACGACGAAUCAUUAAUUGAUUUUUAAAUUGGUCUGAUUUUUGUAAGGAAAAACCUCUUCAAA
Molecule: messenger RNA, 3103 nt
Organism: Physcomitrium patens
Lineage: Eukaryota; Viridiplantae; Streptophyta; Bryopsida; Funariales; Funariaceae
Product: ABC transporter F family member 5
Molecular function (GO): ATP hydrolysis activity; ATP binding
Source: RefSeq, a predicted model, not a curated record